This is a messenger RNA of Nipponia nippon (crested ibis), 2038 nucleotides long. The record is from RefSeq and is a predicted model, not a curated record. NCBI's taxonomy places the organism in Eukaryota, Metazoa, Chordata, Aves, Pelecaniformes, Threskiornithidae.
AUGCCCUUCUCACCCUCACGGCAGUGGCGCUGGGAGACCUGCAGAAAGAGGGUGCGGAAAGAGAGUGCGGAGGGCACCGGAACGGGCACGGAGCAUCCUGGGAAACACCCACACGUACUCGUGACCAAAAGCAGCUUGGCAGAGCUGCUGGAAAGCAGCGGGGCAGAACAGGUGACGCGGCUGGUGGAGUUCCUCAUUGAGCGGCGCGGGGAACUCUUUGAGGAGGAGGUGGCCGGGCUUGCUGCUGCGCCGGCCGAGGAGUCGCCAGCACCAGGGGCAGAAGCAGAAACCGCAGAGGUGCCUCUAGUCGCUCCAGAAAGCGAACACCUGAAGAGCUCCUCUGAGGAGAGCAGGUGCCGAUUUGCGUUUGCUGCUUGGAUUCCUCAGAUGAGCUCUGACACCUGGGCUUCGAGGGCCACGAUGCAGCCCCCCCGCACCACCUCGGCGGAGGCGAGGAGAGAGGCACCAUGCCCUUCUGCUCUGGCCAGCAGAUUUCACCUGUGCACCACUAAGGCGGAGCAGCCCCGCACCGCCCUCAGACCCAUCCCAGCCCUCGCAGGAGGCCUUGCUGGCUCACUCCUCAGCUCUGGGAGCAAACGCCCACCAGCUGGCACGUCUCCCCAGCUUCACAAUGAGGAUGACCCCCCAGAGUCUUCAGCAGCUGAGCAGCCUUCCACGUCUACAGAGACUACGCAGACUCCCCAGACAGCAGCCUUAUCUGAAGCAGAUACUUCGCCUCCACCUUACUGUAGCAUAGCUGUAGAAGCAGCUGCAACCUCAGAAACACACAAUGAAUUUUAUCCUGUACCACCUCCAUACAGUGUAGCUACCUCUCUUCCUACUUAUGAUGAAGCAGAGAAGGCCAAAGCUGCAGCAAUGGCAGCUGCUGCAGCAGAAGUUGCCCAACGACACGCCCAGUUUAGGGAGUCUAGGAGUCUGUUUGAUGAAAUAUUCCUCAGUCGUCCAGAGGAAGAAGAGUAUCCACCACGGGAUGAUUUCAGUGAUGCAGAUCAGCUUAGAGUGGGCAAUGAUGGCAUCUUCAUGUUGGCAUUUUUCAUGGCGUUUAUUUUCAACUGGAUUGGAUUUUGUUUAUCCUUCUGUAUAACAAAUACCAUAGCUGGAAGGUAUGGUGCAAUCUGUGGAUUUGGUCUGUCCCUGAUCAAAUGGAUUCUCAUUGUACGGUUUUCAGAUUACUUUACUGGAUAUUUCAAUGGACAGUACUGGCUUUGGUGGAUAUUUCUUGUACUUGGACUCCUCCUGUUCUUUCGAGGCUUUGUUAAUUAUCUUAAAGUCAGAAAUAUGUCUGAAAGCAUGGCAGCUGCUCACAGAACAAGAUUUUUUUUCUUGUACUGAAGACUGCAUCGAACAGACAUUCCUUUCCUAUACCAGUGUGAAACUUCCAGAUGAUCUGUAACCCUCCGAGUUAAUAGGAUAGAAGACUACUAAAACCAGAAGACAAAUUAGUGAAGAUACGGCUUCAAAAAUGAAUGACAGGAUGGUUAUGCUCAAAUACCGGUUCUGGUCAUUCUAGUAAUUAUUUGUAAUUGCUGCCUUUUGUUUUAGCACAUUUGUAUAUGUGCUUAUUAAAAAGAUAGUACUAAAGUAAGAAAACCCAUCUGUUAGUAUAGAUUAGGUACAGUCAGACUUGGUUAAUCUGUGCUUCUUUUAUCUGAAAGAUUUAAGUGGUAACUUGUUUCACAGCGUGUAUGUACCACUGACUUGUUGGUCUGAACUUUGAGUACAACGAAAUGCAUUAAAUGAUUCACAUUAACCAGUUCAGACAGUUUUUUAUAUAAUUCAGAUUCAUCUAAUGAUUGUGUAGAACAUUUUUAAGUUUACUAAACCCCAAAGUUCCUUGUUGUCACAAACUUAUAUUCGCCGAUAUUUUAUCAAAUUCAAACCAAUAUACUGGUUUGCUUGAAACUGAUACUCCACUUUGAGUCCCCUGUAAAUAACUCUGCAUAAAUGACUGUUUGAAUUGCUUCUUAGGAAAUAUGUCAAAAUAUAUUUUGUAACGGCAUAUUCUCUAGAUUUUGUU